CGUUGUUCUCUGUUUCCCAGACUUUUCUUCUUUCCCUGGGCCUGUUACUUCAGCGUGCUGAACUGGCAAAGGUCACUUGUGCAUGUAAUCCGGCCUGUUGAAUCGCAGUCACCAGCAAUGUUAUCUGGUGAGACUGUCGAGUUCAUUACUGUUUGUGGAUAUAAAUGAGCCUCGCUGGCAGUGGCCGUCUGAAGCAUCGGCCAUGAGUGAGCCAGACACGGACGAGGUAUCUCAUGUUGUGGAGGACAUGCAUCAGUCGGGUACGCAGGCGACACCCGAUGAGACCUCCGAGAAGCGUUACUACCCUCCUCGAACGUGCCGUAUUUGUUUGGAGGUGGUUCUCCCGACCUAUGAACCCCCGUCAGAGAACUUGCCUGGAUUUCUGCAGCACAACCCACGCGUUAUUUAUAUGUCAUCAGAUCCGGAUUUGGGGCGACUGCUACGACCGUGCAAGUGCAAGGGGUCAUCUCGAUAUGUUCAUGAAGGCUGUCUUAGAUACUGGCGGCAUGCCGACUCUGAUUACCGGUCGAGAAACUACUGGCACUGCCCGACCUGUGGAUUUCAGUAUCGUCUCGAACGCCUUAGAUGGGCUCGCUGGAUUAGUAGCAUCUGGACCCAGUUCGGACUAACCUUUCUUGUUUUGAUUUCAACUGUUUUCUUGCUCGGUUUCGUUGCUGACCCCAUUAUCCAUCUCUAUUUCACCCACAUGGAAUCCUUUUAUGACUUAGACUUUUGGGAACCCGACCUAGAGUUUGAUGUUGUGGCUACGGGCAGUUUUAAUCGCUGGCUUCUUCAUUUCACCAAGGGGUUGGCCUCCUUAGGAGUCCUGUCUUUUAUUAAAGCUCUAUUCGCCUUGUCGUCAUGGCACUGGUGGGGUCUGCGCAGUACUGGCCUGGUCAGUAGCGGCAGAAAUACUGGACGGAGCCGGGUCUCGUCUGUUACAUGGCUGGUUAUUUUGAUCGGCGUUGGAGCCUUCCUUGUGACUGUUUACAAAGCCUUAAGAGCAUGGAGUCGGAGGACUUUGGAGAAAGUCGGAGAACAUGUCAUGGAUGUUCCUUUACCCGAUGACGACGAGGAAGACGCAGAGACGUUGAAACUAUAUAUCCUUCUUUUAUCUUUUCACAUUGUCCAGGUGGUCGAGGCUGUAUCAAAAUUAGUACUUGAAAAUGAAUACUGCAAGUGA
Molecule: messenger RNA, 1183 nt
Organism: Penicilliopsis zonata CBS 506.65
Lineage: Eukaryota; Fungi; Ascomycota; Eurotiomycetes; Eurotiales; Aspergillaceae
Exons: 3
Coding region: 203-1183 (326 amino acids)
Molecular function (GO): zinc ion binding
Source: RefSeq, a predicted model, not a curated record